Molecule: messenger RNA, 1812 nt
Organism: Aplosporella prunicola CBS 121167
Lineage: Eukaryota; Fungi; Ascomycota; Dothideomycetes; Botryosphaeriales; Aplosporellaceae
Exons: 3
Coding region: 51-1577 (508 amino acids)
Molecular function (GO): flavin adenine dinucleotide binding; NADP binding; N,N-dimethylaniline monooxygenase activity
Source: RefSeq, a predicted model, not a curated record
AAACUGCUUUCGUUCCGCUUGCUUGCUUGCUUGCUUGACGUGCAUCCAUCAUGAGCGUUCGAGGCUUCUUGGAGUUUCUCUUCACCAAUCCUUUUCUCUUCGUCUUCCAAUUGAUGCAAUGGGUGCUUGACAAGCUCUUGUCUCCUACACCACCGCCCCCUAACGCGAACCUGAGCAGGCCUAAGAUCGCCGUCAUUGGUGCAGGUCUUACCGGUGUCUCGGCUGCUUCUCACUGUGUUGGCCAUGGAUUCGACUGUACUCUAUUCGAAGCAGGAGGCCGGGAGGCUCUUGGGGGUAUCUGGAGUAAAGUAAACAACACCUCUGGCCUCCAGAUUCAUAGCGUUAUGUACCGCUUCCACCCAUCCAUCAGAUGGCGGAAGGGCUACCCCGACCGCCAGCAAAUUGUCAGCCAGAUCACCCAGCUGUGGGAGCGCUAUGGACUCGAGGAACGUACAAAGUUCAAUACCAGAGUCGAAAAAGUCUACAAAGACGACAAAGGUCGCUGGAUUAUCAACGACACGUCCAACGGACGCUUCGAUGGUAUCAUUGCUGCCAUCGGCACCUGCGGUGAUCCGAAGAUGCCACACAUCCCUGGCCAGGAUAAGUUCAAGGGAGAGAUUUACCACUCAUCGCAGCUAGACGGGAAGCCAGCCAAGGACAAGAAGGUGCUUGUCAUUGGUGGCGGAGCAAGUGCUGUGGAGGCACUCGAAUUCGUGGCUUCUGAGCAUGCCGAGCAGACUUACGUGCUUGCAAGGAGUGAAAAGUGGAUCAUCCCUCGUAAUCCGUUCAUCGAUAUGCUUCUUUCUCUUAACGUCUUCGGUCAAGAGACACUGCUAUCCUGGAUCCCCGAAGGCCUGCUUCGUCACCUUUUCUACCGCGAAUUGUCUGACCUUUCCCCACCACCUGGAAGCAAAGGCAUCUUUGAGGAAACCCCUAUGGUCAACGAUGAAGUCCUCGAUCUCGUCCGCUCUGGCAAGGCUAAGUGGUAUCGUGGAGACAUUGUUGGCUUUGAAGAGAAUGGAAUCAGGUUCAACCACCGCUCGCAGGGUGUACCUAAGGGUGGCCCUGGCCGUGAGGAGAUUGUCGAAGGCGAUGUGUGCAUCCUCGCCACAGGCUACCAGCGACCGAGCCUCUCGUUCCUGCCUGACAAGGUGUUUGAGGAUCCGUAUGGACCACCGUCGUGGUACCUUCAAGUGUUCCCUCCUGGAUUCCACGAGAUUUGUGCCAACAAUUGCACCUACGUGAAUGCAAUUGGUACUGUUGGCAACUAUCACAUCGGCAUCUAUACGCGCUUCCUUCUCAUGUACCUUGUGGACCCGCUUACACGGCCAACGGAUAAGUGGAUGAAGCGCUGGAUUGACAUGACGCGCUUCAUGAAGGCUAGGGCUCCAGGUGGUGCAUUCGAUUUCUUCACCUACGGCGAGUUGCUGUACUGGUUUAUGUUCACCAUUGUCAUCAACCCUUUCCGCUGGAAGUGGGCAUUCUUCGUUCUUUUCGGUAUCGGCACCGCCGUGCCAAUGAACAUUGUUCGCCACGAAGACAAGCUGAGGAACGGCCUUGGCGCAAAGAAGCGAUAAACAUGUUAAGACAUGUUUGAAUUCGAGUUAUGAGCAGUGGCAUGUGGUAAGAGACAUGCAUGUGCAUGGUAUCUGGUAUUUUACAGUGAGCGUUACGAUGAUGACUUCUGCAAUAUAUCCAUGGACGUACACAAGAAGAUUCAUUAUAUGCUCUAUUUUUGGAAGAAUGAUGUCAAUAGCUCUUGCAGGUGAUUCACAGUCUACGUGGGUGCCGGUGCAUCUAAUGGAAGCAUUG